Bufo bufo (common toad) is the source of this 1470-nucleotide messenger RNA. RefSeq names its product sulfotransferase 1 family member D1-like. Gene Ontology annotation, biological process: sulfation. Bases 253 to 1038 code for a protein of 261 amino acids. The record is from RefSeq and is a predicted model, not a curated record. NCBI's taxonomy places the organism in Eukaryota, Metazoa, Chordata, Amphibia, Anura, Bufonidae. Gene Ontology annotation, molecular function: sulfotransferase activity. The transcript is spliced from 10 exons. Gene Ontology annotation, cellular component: cytoplasm.
UUUCACGAUUACGCUUUGCAAAGUUUUUGUAUAAAGAUUAUUAAAAGAAACCUAAAAGGUUGAUAUUUGAAGACAAUACCAGCGACAGAGAGCAGAGUUGGAAGACCGAGAUGGAGUGCUGAGGGGUCUGCGCGCCGCGGCCAAAUGCCUGGAGAAAAAGAACAAAAGGUGAUAAAUGGGCCAUAAAGAAAACAAAACAUGUCAAAAACCAUAGAAACAAUUGCACAUUAGUGCUAACAAAGAGUGAAAACAAUGGACAUACCCACACUUCAGACACUGGUUCCUGUACAUGGAAUUCCAUUGAGUAGUGAAAUUGCUGAAAACUGGGAAGCUGUGGAACAAUUUCAGGCCCAACCUGAUGAUUUGGUUAUUUCAACUUAUCCUAAAUCUGGAACUACAUGGGCAAGUGAAAUUAUCGACAUGAUUUAUUGUGGAGGAGACCAUGAAAAAUGUUGUCGAGAUACUAUACAUAAUCGUGUGCCAUAUCUAGAAUUUCGAAUUCCUGGAAUGCCUUCAGGUAUAGAGCAACUUAAUGCCACACCAUCCCCAAGACUAGUGAAAACACAUCUCCCCAUUCAGCUGAUGCCAGAGUCUUUUUGGGAAAAGAACGCAAAGGUUAUCUAUUUUGCAAGAAAUGCUAAAGAUGUGGCAGUGUCAUAUUAUUUCUUCCAUAAAAUUGUCACAGCAAUGCCUGAUCCAGGACCCUGGGAUACAUUCUUAGAUAAUUACAUGAAAGGAGAUGUGAGCUAUGGUUCAUGGCAUGAACAUGUAAAAGGCUGGUGGGAAAAGAGGCAUGAUUACAAUAUCUUGUAUUUGUUCUAUGAAGAUAUGAAAGAGGAUCCAAAGAGAGAAAUUAGGAAGAUGCUGCAUUUCUUGGAAAAAGAGAUGAGUGAUGAUAUUCUGGAAAAGAUUAUUUAUCACACAUCUUUUGAUGUCAUGAAAACCAAUGAAAUGGUCAAUUAUACAACCAUACCCAAUGAGAUUCUAGAUCAGACUAUCUCUCCCUUCAUGAGACAAGGUAUUGCCGGGGACUGGUAGAAGCAUUUCACUGUUGCUCAGAAUGAGAAAGUUUGAUGAAGACUACAAGUGGAAGAUGUCAGGCACAGAUCUUCCACUUCAGGACUGAGAUUUAAAGAACAGUUUACAGCAUCUUUUUCAUGGUUUAAUUCAACAUAACAGAUUCGAUCACAAAAGGGAUUUGCGGCCAAAUCUGCAACGUCUUCACCUACUACUGAUUGACAUGCUUUGCUGUGGUUUAUCCCCAAUCACUGAAAUAAUCAAUUUUAAUAAGAAACACCAUUUUGCACUGAAAGGACUGAGAUUUUGCUGAUGUUUUAAUCUUGUAUAAAUGAAUCACUAUAUUCAUAUAAACAGUCUUUUUAUUUAAAUGUCUUACAUUUAAUCCACAUGUAAUCGAUCUACAGAAUCCUAUAUGUUUUGCUCAAAUAAAUUUUUUAGCAUUCUUUGUAC